Molecule: messenger RNA, 2230 nt
Organism: Terrapene triunguis (Three-toed box turtle)
Lineage: Eukaryota; Metazoa; Chordata; Testudines; Emydidae
Gene: DTX1
Product: deltex E3 ubiquitin ligase 1
Exons: 9
Coding region: 18-1880 (620 amino acids)
Biological process (GO): protein ubiquitination; Notch signaling pathway
Cellular component (GO): nucleoplasm
Molecular function (GO): zinc ion binding; ubiquitin protein ligase activity
Source: RefSeq, a predicted model, not a curated record
CCUGCUGACCUGGCGGCAUGUUGCGGCCAAGCUCAGGGGUGUUGAUCUCGGUGAACGGGCUGGGCUUCCCACCGCAGAAUCUGGCCCGCGUGGUGGUGUGGGAGUGGCUGAACGAGCACGGGCGCUGGCGACCCUACACAGCGGCCGUCUGCCACCACAUUGAGAAUGUGCUGAAGGAGGAUGCCCGGGGUAGCGUGGUGCUGGGGCAGGUGGAUCCCCAGCUGGCUCCGUAUAUCAUCGACCUGCAGUCCAUGCACCAGUUCCGCCAGGACACAGGGACCAUGCGUCCAGUGAGGAGGAACUUCUAUGACCCCUCCUCGGCCCCUGGGAAGGGGAUCGUGUGGGAGUGGGAGAACGACAACAAUUCCUGGACUCCCUACGACAUGGAUAUUUGCAUCACCAUCCAGAAUGCCUAUGAGAAGCAGCACCCGUGGCUGGACCUCUCCUCUCUGGGCUUCUGCUACCUGAUCUACUUCAAUAGCAUGUCGCAGAUGAACCGGCAGACGCAGCGGAAGCGCCGACUCCGGCGCCGCAUGGACCUGGCGUACCCGCUCACCAUGGGCUCCAUCCCCAAGUCCCAGUCCUGGCCUGUGGGCACCAACUCCGGGCAGCCGUGUUCCUGCCAGCAGUGCCUGCUGGUCAAUAGCACCAGGGCAGCCUCCAAUGCCAUCUUGGCCUCGCAGCGGAGGAAGGUGUAUGUGGGCAACAGCAAUGGGACUCUGGCUGUUAGGCAGAGCAACACUUUCAACGGCACAGCAUUGUGGUCUGCGGGCACCAUGCCAACUGGGGGGACAGCUAAGAUGGAGCAGGUCCGGUCCCCUAGCGGCAUGCAAGUGACCACCUUCUCCCGAAGCCAGAGCGCUCCCACUGGCACCCAGCUUCCUGGGCAGAACAACCUGAACAGGCCUGGCACGCAGCGGGUUGCAGUACUGAGUACCAGGGCCUCCAUCCCACCAGGGGUUCCUGCCCUCCCGGUUAAGAAUCUGAAUGGAACCGGACCAGUCCAUCCUGCCCUGGCAGGUAUGACAGGCAUUUUGAUGUGUGCUGCUGGGCUGCCUGUAUGCCUGACCCGGGCCCCGAAGCCCAUCCUGCACCCUCCGCCCGUGAGCAAGAGCGACAUCAAGCCGGUGCCCGGGAUCAAUGGCAUCUGCAGGAAAACCAAGAAGAAGCACCUCAAAAAGAGCAAGAACCCCGAGGAUGUGGUGCGCCGGUACAUCCAGAAGGUGAAGAGCCCGCCGGACGAGGACUGCACCAUCUGCAUGGAGAGGCUGGUGGCCUCGUCCGGCUACGAGGGCUUGCUCAGCCACAGGGGCGCCAAGCCGGAGCUGGUGGGCAAGUUGGGCAAGUGCGGGCACAUGUACCAUCUCCUCUGCCUGGUGGCCAUGUACAACAACGGCAACAAGGAUGGCAGCCUGCAGUGCCCCACCUGCAAGGCCAUCUAUGGGGAGAAGACCGGGACCCAGCCCCCAGGGAAGAUGGAGUUCCACAUCAUCCCACACUCGCUGCCAGGCUACACGGAAUCCAAAACCAUCCGCAUCGUCUACGACAUCCCCACGGGCAUCCAGGGCCCAGAGCACCCGAACCCCGGGAAGAAGUUCACAGCCCGAGGCUUCCCCCGGCACUGCUACCUACCGGACAACGAGAAAGGCAGGAAGGUUCUGAAGCUCCUGAUUGUGGCAUGGGACCGCCGGCUCAUCUUCACCAUCGGCACAUCCAGCACGACGGGAGAGUGCGACACUGUGGUGUGGAACGAGAUCCACCACAAGACAGAGUUUGGUUCCAACCUCACUGGCCACGGCUACCCUGACCCCAACUACCUGGACAAUGUCCUGGCUGAGCUGAUGGCCCAGGGGGUCUCAGAAGCCAACCUGAAGGACUGAGGAGGAAGCCCCCGCUCUCUGCUAGCGUGCUUCUUGGCAGCCAAACCCCGCCUGCGUCCGUGUCUCCGUGAGUCCGUCCUCCACCACCGCCAUGCCCGGGACCACCCGCCUUCCCAGAGCCCUCACUCUGCUUCUGCUGCCUUGACCUUCAGUAACCUUCAGACUGCAAUGCUGGCCUUGGCUGGGGUGCCGCGGAAGUGUACGUCCCCCACCAGGCGGAGUGGCUCUCCCUUUAACCAAUGCCAUGUGCACGCCCCUCAGACACGCCGGCCGAUGAGCAGCAGGCCAGCAGGAGCUGCGUGAGUGACCAAGCAACGCAAAGCUGGGCUGAUUAUUUUUUUAUACUCUUG